AUGUGGGGCAACGACGGCUACGUGCUAAUGUCGUCCAAGGAUAACAACUGUGGCGUCAUGAGCGCGCCCACCUACAAGUACUGGCUGGUGAAGAACUCGUGGUCCAACAUGUGGGGCAACGACGGCUACGUGCUAAUGUCGGCCAAGGACAACAACUGCGACGUCAUGAGCGCGCCCACCUACGUACUCAUAGAUGGAAAGAGACAAUACAAUAUAAAUGCUAGGAGGAAAAGAGAGACAAAUGAAGAUCCUCGGUGCCAGCCGUUCACAUUUGAAACUGGGAAGAAACGCCUGACGCAUCCGAGGAACGUUGGGGAACAAGACAACAAACCCGGAGAAGGCACUUACACGAGCAACACCACGUGUUUUACUACUAUAGAAGCUGAGGAAGGGCAGGUCAUAGAGUUGACGUUCGUGGACGUGUUCGAGAUAGAAUAUAGUGCUGACUGUGUAAAUGAUUAUUUAGAGAUCCGCAACGGCAAAUUCGGCUACGCACGCCCGGAGUACAGGUAUUGCGGUAAAGGCUUUCCUCCGCAAGUGACAUCCACUGGGCCUUAUUUGUGGCUGAAGUUCAAGUCAGACGACAUCAUAGAGUAUGCAGGCUUCACCAUCGAGGUCAACUUCCAACCGAAGAUCGGCAGUCGAGCAAUAGACGGAUCCUGCUACAUAACCAAAAGUGGAAACAGCGGCACCAUCGACGGCACCAGCACCAGUUCAGACCUCCAGAAGUGUCGAGCGGCGACCCCUGGCCCACUCGACGUUCAGUGGAAGAUAGAGGCCGAGCCGGGGACCCAGAUAUAUCUGAACAUCACAAAGUUCCAAUUGGCAAAUCCGAACAAUUGUACCAGAAACACGGUGCAAAUUUUUGGCGCCAAACCAAACUUCGAACAUUUGUUAGGGGAGUACUGCAGCUCAGUGGCCAAGUCGCUCUGGACGGAAGAAGGGAAGAAAAUCCCGGGCCCUGUCAACAUCAUGUACAUCCGGCUAUAUACUAUCGACAGGAGGUCCAACUUCAGCGCUAUAUACACACAAUUCCGUACCGCCGAUGCAUGCGAUGCGGACACAGAGUUUGACUGCAAAGACAGCACGUGCAUCGCCUCAUCGUUGAGAUGUGACGAAAUAGCGCACUGCAGGCUCAAGAACGAUGAAGACCCUGUCGAGUGCAAGGGCGAGGCGCAGUCGCUGGUGCGAGACAAGGACACCCGCAACAUCCUGAUCGUGUUCUCGCUCAUCCUGUCCGGGAUGGUCGCCGUGUUCCUUUUCAAGUGCAUCCGGAAAUUAUACAACGACCAGAAGUUAAUCAACGAGUACAAGUCGCAGGCCCGCGAUGACCUCAACAAGACCGCCAGCCAGCUCACGCUUGACCCGAAGCCCAGCAGGUGCCGGGAGAGUCCCAGUCUCGAACAUCACAACCACUCCAACGAAGGGAACAGGCAUACGCACCAACAGAGGUCCACCAGUAUGGAGUCGGACCUCUUACGCAUGCGCGUCGACGACGACAGCUGGCCUGAGACUCAGCCCUUCGUGGAAGACAGCAGGCACAAGAGCAGACCCACUCGGGACCUCGGCUGGAACGAAGAGUUAUUGAGCGCGAUGGAAGACAGUAGGCACAAGAGUAGACCCCUGAGGGAUCUCGGCUGGAACGAAGAGUUAUUGAGGGAAAAAGGCAAGGAAGAGAAAAACAGAGACUUAUCAACACUAGUACAAGAGAUUCAAGAUACGGGGUGUCAGACCAGAGACAGUCUGUUCCAAAUGGAUCCUAUACUUCCUACAACUAAUGCUCCAGGGUCGAAGUCAGGCUCCAAUAGCCGUGCAGGGUCCGGAGUAUCUCCCCGCACCCCCACCCCCCGCCUUACCGUGGAACUUUUAAGACAGGCUACGGCCCAAGAAUCCACUUCACAAGCUGACGGGCGCCCUUUGAGCACCGAGACCACUAAAUCAGCACCUGACGUCAUACAGAUCUACUGA
Cydia fagiglandana is the source of this 1968-nucleotide messenger RNA. RefSeq names its product neuropilin and tolloid-like protein 1. Lineage: Eukaryota; Metazoa; Arthropoda; Insecta; Lepidoptera; Tortricidae. Gene Ontology annotation, biological process: proteolysis. The coding region runs from base 1 to 1968 and encodes 655 amino acids. The transcript has 16 exons. Gene Ontology annotation, molecular function: cysteine-type peptidase activity; protein binding. The record is from RefSeq and is a predicted model, not a curated record.